Molecule: messenger RNA, 3218 nt
Organism: Pseudoliparis swirei
Lineage: Eukaryota; Metazoa; Chordata; Actinopteri; Perciformes; Liparidae
Product: sodium/calcium exchanger 1-like
Exons: 2
Coding region: 116-2011 (631 amino acids)
Biological process (GO): cell communication; calcium ion import across plasma membrane; sodium ion transmembrane transport
Cellular component (GO): sarcolemma; axon; postsynapse
Molecular function (GO): calcium:sodium antiporter activity
Source: RefSeq, a predicted model, not a curated record
GGGCUGGUGGGCAGGUAGCUCCUCCCAUCAGUAUGUGUGAAGUCAUCCAUUCCAACCAGUGUCCAACAGAGCGGCCCUAACGCGUCCUCUGUGUCCUGCAAGUUUAGGUGUCACCAUGAUCCGAUCCGGGACCUCGUCUCUGUUCUCCACCUAUCGGCUGCUUUUCCUGUCGGCCAUCGUCUCAACUGAACUUCCGCUCCCUGCGUCCGGAGGCUCUGUUCUGGCCUUCGCGUCCAACGACUCGCGGAGCAACCACAGCCGGUGCGGAGAGGGCAGCGUCUGCGUUGAAGGCGUCAUCCUGCCGCUGUGGAGGCCGGAGAACCCGGCCUUGACCGACCGCAUCGCCAGGGCCACUGUCUACUUUGUGGGGUUGGCCUACAUGUUCCUGGGUGUCUCCAUCAUCGCCGACCACUUCAUGGCGUCCAUCGAGGUCAUCACCUCCCAGGAGAGACAGAUCACCAUCAAGAAACCCAACGGGGAGAAGGUCACCACGACGGUGCGCGUCUGGAACGAGACGGUGUCCAACCUGACCCUGAUGGCGCUGGGUUCCUCCGCCCCAGAGAUCCUCCUGUCAGUCGUGGAGGUUUGUGGUCACAACUUCAACGCCGGCGAGCUGGGCCCCAACACCAUCGUAGGAAGUGCCGCCUUCAACAUGUUCGUCAUCCUCGGCCUUUGUGUGUCCGUCAUCCCUGAAGGAGAGACCAGAAAGGUGAAGCACCUCAGGGUGUUCUUCGUCACCGCCACCUGGAGCAUCUUCGCAUACAUCUGGCUUUACCUGAUCCUGGCCGUGUUCUCCCCGGGUGUUGUCGAGAUAUGGGAGGGUCUGGUCACCCUCUUCUUCUUCCCCAUUUGUGUUGGAUUCGCUUACGUAGCCGACCGCAGACUCCUUUUCUACAAAUACAUGCACAAACGAUACCGAGUAGGGAAGCAGAAAGGAGUGAUCAUCGGAACCGAGGGAGAACCACAGCUCCCCUCAAAGGUCGACAUCGAAAUGGAUGGGAGGAUGCUCGACUCCGACGGAGAGGACGCGGGGUUUGACUUCAAGGAGCUGGACGAGGAGGAGGCCCGCAGAGAGGUGGCCCGGAUCCUGAAGGAGCUGAAACAGAAGCAUCCAGAGAAGGACAUGGAGCAGCUGCUGGAGCUCGCCAAUUACCAAGUUCUAACCCAGCAGCAGAAGAGUCGAGCUUUCUACCGCUGCCAGGCCACCAGGAUCAUGACGGGAGCGGGAAACAUCCUGAAGAAGCACGCCGCCGCCAAGAGAGCCACGCACCACGCGAUCUGCUCCCAGGUUUCGGUGAACGACUUUUCCUCCAAGGUGUUCUUCGACCCGGUUACCUACCAGUGUCUGGAGAACAGCGGCGCCGUAGCGCUGAACGUGGUGCGGCGCGGUGGAGACCUCACGAGCACCGUCUCAGUGGACUACCGGACUGAAGACGGCACCGCAAACGCCGGCUCAGAUUACCAGUUCACUGAAGGAAGUGUGGUGUUUGGACCAGGCGAGACCGAAAAGGAACUCCGCAUCGAUAUCAUUGACGACGACAUCUUUGAGGAAGAUGAGCAUUUCCUGGUCCACCUCAGCAACGUGAAGGUCCUGUCGGCCGGCUCGGACCAGGAGAACCACAAGGACGCCCUCGCGGGGUUGGGUCUGCUGUGCUCGGCCACCGUCACCAUCUUUGAUGACGACCACGCGGGAAUCUUUACGUUCAAAGAGCCGGCGGUGACCGUGAGCGAGAGCGUCGGGGUGAUGGAGGUGAAGGUGAUCCGGACCUCGGGAGCUCGCGGCGUCGUGGUGCUGCCAUACAAAACCAAGGAGGGGACGGCUAAAGGGGGCGGCGAGGACUUCGAGGACACGCACGGAGUCCUGGAGUUCGAGAACGAUGAGUUUGUGAAGUCCAUAACAGUUAGAGUAAUUGACCAUGACGAGUACGAUAAGCAGGCCAGCUUCUACAUAGAGCUGCAGGAGCCAUGCUGGAACCCGAGGAGAUGGACAGGUGUGAGGAGUCACCUGUGACCUCUGACCUCUGUCCUUCAGCUCUUUGAGGAGCUCUUGUUCUGCUUGUGUUCGCUUUGCUCCUCCUGCUGCUGCUGUCGCUCCUCCUCCUCCUCCUCCUCCUCCUCCUCCAUGUGGUCUUUAUCCUCGUCACCUGACUCAUCACCUCGUCCACUAGAGGUCGUUGUUGUCUCCUCCGUAGUUGUGAUGGGACAAUGAGGAUCUCUGAACUGACCAGCAGGUGUAGCAGAACCCCUCCAGCUCAUAUCUAGAGGCUGAGAACAGACCUGGUUUGGAUUAACCAGGUGUUGAGUCCAGGUUAGACUGGGCUGCAUAGACCAUGUUGGGACUGGUUAGGACUGUGUAUGACUGGUUAAGACUGGUUAGGACUGGAUAGGACUUGUUAGGGCUGGAUAGGACUGGAUAGGACUGGAUAGGACUGGAUAUGACUGGAUAUGACUGGUUAGGACUGUGUAGGACUGGUUAGGACUGGUUAGAACUGGAUAGGACUGAUUAGGGUUGGAUAGGACUGGAUAAGACUGGUUAGGGCUGGAUAGGACUGGUUAGGGCUGGCUAUGACUGGAUAGGACUGGAUAGUACUGGAUAGGACUGGUUAGGGCUGGCUAUGACUGGAUAGGACUGGAUAGUACUGGAUAGGACUGGUUAGGGCUGGCUAUGACUGAUUAGGGUUGGAUAGGACUGGUUAAGACUGGAUAGUACUGGAUAGGACUGGUUAGGGCUGGCUAUGACUGGAUAGGACUGGAUAGGACUGGAUAGUACUGAAUAGGACUGGUUAGGGCUGGCUAUGACUGGAUAGGACUAGUUAGGGCUGGAUAGUACUGGAUAGGACUGGUUAGGGCUGGCUAUGACUGGAUAGGACUGGAUAGUACUGGAUAGGACUGGUUAGGGCUGGCUAUGACUGGAUAGGACUAGUUAGGGCUGGAUAGGACUGGUUAAGACUGAAUAGGACUGGUUAUGACUGGAUAGGACUAGUUAGGACUGGAUAGGACUAGUUAAGACUGGAUAGGGUUGGUUAGGACUGGAUAGGACUGGUUAAGACUGAAUAGGACUGGUUAGGACUGGAUAGGGUUGGUUAGGACUGGAUAGGACUGGUUAGGACUGGUUAUGUAUGUUCCACUGGUUUGUUAGAGACUUAAGGACGGGUUAGAACUAACUGGGACUGUCUAGAGUCUACACAGUUUUGGGCAAGUUAAGGACCAGUUAGAAC